This is a messenger RNA of Daktulosphaira vitifoliae (grape phylloxera), 2294 nucleotides long. RefSeq lists its product as uncharacterized. The transcript has 3 exons. The coding region runs from base 415 to 1599 and encodes 394 amino acids. NCBI's taxonomy places the organism in Eukaryota, Metazoa, Arthropoda, Insecta, Hemiptera, Phylloxeridae. The record is from RefSeq and is a predicted model, not a curated record. Gene Ontology annotation, molecular function: zinc ion binding; nucleic acid binding.
AUAUUGUAGUAAUAUACUGGUGGGGCGGCGUGGCCUCCCGCCACACCUCAAGUAAGCUGUACCGAGUAGUCUGAUUUUAGCUCUCUGAUUGGUCUGUGAUGUAAUAACAGUAGUCUGUGAUUUCUGUGUUUUUCUGUAAUUGUAAUUGUGGCUGUGAGCGUAAUGUGGUUCUAUAAUGAUUUUGUAAUAAUAAUUAAAGUGCUAAAUUAAAUCUGUGAUAAUCUGUGAUCUUUACUUAUUUUAUUUUGUAUUAGACCAUCCUACAAAUUCAGAAGUGGGAUUCGCGUGUAAAACUGGUAAAUUGACGAGACUUAUAUGAAAAUAUUUUUUUUCUCUUAAAUCUCUAUUAAUUGAGUGAUUGAAUUCAAAUUAAGUAAUUGAAUAAUUAAUUUACAAUUGUGCGAAGUGCGGCCGAUGAGGUUACGUAACGGUACGGUUUUUCCGCUGGACACAUCAAACGUCAACAUGGAUGAAACCGGUUCCGAUAAUCGGCCACCAUCACUAGUUCGAUCUAAUUGUCCAACGUACGGUGAAAGUGAUGCAACUGUCGCACACUCGAAUAAUUAUAACGGUACCACGCCUGCAUCGAAUUUACCGCCUCGAUCUGAUAACACGAGUGCGUUUGAUUAUCAACAAGUUUUAUCACCACAUCCAGCCAACUCCAAUAUUGAUAUAAACAACACAUUGCUUACUCUUUUGGAACAAAACCGAUUAUUAAUUAAUCAUUUGCUAGAACGAGAUGCUUCAUCAGCGAAUGGAUCAGUUUCUACUGCUUCUUCGAAUAGCGCAAGUUCAGAUUCAUAUUAUGUCAUGCCAAAUUUUCAUAACACACUGCCUGUUUUUUUGGGACAAGAAAAUAAAAUUGAAGCAGCUGAUUGGCUUCAAUCAAUAAAAACCGUUUCCAAACUUCAUCGAUGGCCAGACACGUUCAAGUUAGAAACGGCGUUUUCUAAAAUUGACGGUCCGGCUAAACAUUGGAUUCAAGGGAGGAACUUCAAUUCAUGGGACGAAUUUGAGCAAAAAUUUAAAGCAACUUUUAUUGGUCCAGAAUUAUCUAUGAUUGAACGGAUGAAACGAAUGACAAUUCGCGUUCAAAGUAAGAAUGAAUCACUUGUUGAAUAUUUUCACGAUAAAUGUAGAUUAUGUAGAGCUUUAAAAUUACCGUUCAAUGAAGCGCGAUUACAAAUAAUUGAAGGCCUGUAUUCAGAAGAUAUGUGUCACUACUUAUUGGCACGCAACCACAUUAAUGAAGAUGAACUAUUGUCGGACAUAAUGACAUACAACAGUGUAAUCACCUCUAGAGCUGCUCGCUUUGUACCAAAAUAUCAACAGAAUUCCAAGUCAGUUAAAGUAAACAAGCCUCAAAGUCAAAUCAGAUGUUAUCGGUGUAAUCAGUCAGGACAUUAUUCAUCAUCUUGUGAAAAUCCAGCUAGCUCAGGUUCCUGUUUUCGAUGUGGCUCACAGGAACAUCGUAUUCGUGAUUGUCCAAAACCUGCCCAUGAGAAACAUGUCUUUAAAACCAACAACCUGACAAAACAAAAUGAUGAUCAACCAAGCAGAUCAGCCAUGGUUCUUCAAACAACGCCUGAUAUGGAUUAGUGACAAAGGUCAAAGAGUACGUGGAAAACUGUUUAAAAUGUAUUGUGUUUUCUCCCAAAAGUGGCAAAAUCGAAGGAUUGUUAAAACUAGUUGAUAAGGGUGAUAAACCUUUUCACACAUUACAUAUUGAUCAUUAUGGACCUCUCGGUGCCACUAAAGGUCACCCAAAUGCCACUAAAAUCUGUAUAUGACUUAAGGAACAUCAAACCUUGGGUAAAAUUGUAAUGUCUUUUAUUUUAUUAUUUUAUGUUACUAUGUUAUUGUACGAUUGAAAAUCAAAUGAAUGUAAAUAUAGAUGUAAUGUAUAAGUUUUAUGAUAGUAAUAUUAUUGAUAUAUAUUUGUAUCUGGAUUUGAAUUUUUUUUUUUCUUUUGGUUGUUCAUACAUAAUUAUUGCAAAUUAUUUUAAUUUUAAUGUUGUAAUUCAUUAUUAUCAUUCAUAUUAUUAUAUUUAUUUUUUUUAUGUUCACUGAGGAGUGGGGUCCACUCCUUAGUCAGAAUGGCCGAACUGUAGUAAUAUACUGGUGGGGCGGCGUGGCCUCCCGCCACACCUCAAGUAAGCUGUACCGAGUAGUCUGAUUUUAGCUCUCUGAUUGGUCUGUGAUGUAAUAACAGUAGUCUGUGAUUUCUGUGUUUUUCUGUAAUUGUAAUUGUGGCUGUGAACGUAAUGUGGUUCUAUAAUGAUUUUCUAAUAAUA